AUGGAAUCAAUUGAAUCCUUUAGUGUCCGCGUUGCUAAUGGAGAAAAACUGAUCUGUGAUGGUUUGUACAAGGACGUGCCUAUUUGGCUACAAGGUAUUAAGGAAGUGUUGGGCAAGCUCGCAUCUGAUCUCGAAUCGGUGAAAGACUUUGAGUUGGCUGAUGGGCUGUUGAAGUAUCACAGCAGGGUGGUGGUUCCAUUUGAUGACCCGUUACGUCGAGACAUUAUGCAACACUUUCAUGAUUCAAUGGUGGGGGGUUAUUAUGGGGUGUACCGGACUGUG
This is a messenger RNA of Ilex paraguariensis (yerba mate), 282 nucleotides long. Lineage: Eukaryota; Viridiplantae; Streptophyta; Magnoliopsida; Aquifoliales; Aquifoliaceae. The record is from the annotation of a GenBank genome assembly.